Dermacentor silvarum is the source of this 672-nucleotide messenger RNA. RefSeq names its product NPC intracellular cholesterol transporter 2 homolog a-like. Bases 197 to 655 code for a protein of 152 amino acids. Gene Ontology annotation, molecular function: sterol binding. Gene Ontology annotation, biological process: sterol transport. The record is from RefSeq and is a predicted model, not a curated record. The transcript has 4 exons. NCBI's taxonomy places the organism in Eukaryota, Metazoa, Arthropoda, Arachnida, Ixodida, Ixodidae.
GGUUGUUGUUUCUGUAUUUUUUUUGUGCGUGCACUGCUUCUUUUAUUUCUUUUCGCGUAUUCCUUGCAUGCCCGCCGCUCAAAGGCCGAUAAUCGACUGCCGUUGCGGCAACGGCGGUGACUCCUCGCGUAUUAGACGACUGCUUGCCGUGGCCGUCACCGAAGGACGACGCUAGCUCAGAAGCGAGUGAGUCGCGAUGGCUGACGGACGCUGGAUUUUCGCCGCCCUGCUGCUCGCCGUCUCAGCUGGCCUCGCGUUGGCGGUGUUCGACGUCGUUGAACACCAGAAAUGCGGAGGCGAGUUCUCGCAGAUCCGGAUUGAGCCCUGCCCACAACUGCCGUGCCAUUUCAAGAAGGGCAAGCCACUCAAGCUUGAAGUUGACUUUGUCGCCGCCGAGAGUUUCCAAAAGCUGGAGAUGAAGCUCCGAGGCGAGCUGAGCAACAAGGUGUGGCUGCCAUUCCCUGGCUUCCGCAAGAAUGCCUGCAAGAACAGCGGCCUCACAUGCCCAUUGGAAGUCGGCAAACCUUACACGCUGAAGUCCACGCUGAAUGUCCUCUCCAGCUUUCCUUCGGUGGACGCCAACGUGGAAUGGAGCAUGAAGGGGGACAACAAGACCAUUUUCUGUUUCCUUGUGCCUGUCAAAGUUGUCGAAUAAAGAUUAUACACUUUUCA